AUACGUACAGAGGUAUGUUUUUAUUACCUAAUCAAUUUGAAUGACAAUGUGGAAUAUAAGUCUGUACCACUGUGUCGUGUUUCUUUCAUGUCUGGGUCUAUAUCAGUCAUGUUGUCCGGAAGGCUGGGUAAAGGGAAGGAACUCUUGCUACUAUCCCAGUAGUGAAAGUGCCAGCUGGCUGGCAGCGUCGGCAAAAUGUCGAGCCAUGCAAAGUAACCUCGUGAUAAUUAACGACCAUGAUGAAAAUCAUUUUGUGACUGGUAUGAUUAAAGAGUAUAUUCAGGCAUAUAUCCACAACUUCUGGCUUGAUGGCACAGAUGCUAAUCAUGAGGGACAUUUUAUAUGGCACUCUACAAAUCAGCCUCUUCAUUACAAUAACUGGAAUGUACAUGAACCGAGCGGAGGAAAUGAAAACUGUAUAGAAAUGUUAGUCAAAGAAUAUGCCACUCCAAGCACAAUUGGAAAGUGGAACGACAAAAUAUGCUCUAACCUUAAUCACUUUGUAUGUGAAAGAAGCGUUGAUGGUUCUUGAUCAUCUACGUCAUUUGAGGUCAUUUUGUAAAAAAAAAAAUUAAAUUAAAUCAUACCAGCACUU
Saccostrea cuccullata (small rock oyster) is the source of this 595-nucleotide messenger RNA. Its product is annotated as perlucin-like. Lineage: Eukaryota; Metazoa; Mollusca; Bivalvia; Ostreida; Ostreidae. The transcript has 5 exons. Gene Ontology annotation, molecular function: signaling receptor activity. The record is from RefSeq and is a predicted model, not a curated record. The coding region runs from base 41 to 532 and encodes 163 amino acids.